CAGCCUCCCAGGGCGGGUCGGGGCUCCCGAGCUCCCCGAGCCCGCCCUGCGAGCGGCGGCCGCGCUCUGAGGGGAGCUCCCGGGCCGGCACGGAAAGGUCUCGCUGGCCUCUGCCUCUGCCGCGUAGGUGGUGACGGGCAGCAGCAACAGUUAGACCGGUGCUUCUCUUCUCAAGGAAAGGUGUUCCAUUCCUUUUCACGACCGCGGUUUCGGCAUUAGGAAGCGAGCUCUAAUAUCGGAUACGCCCGGGGAUUGAUACAACGCGAAAGAAAUGACCACCCCAAACAAGACCCCACCUGGUGCUGAUCCAAAGCAGUUAGAGAGGACUGGUACUGUUAGAGAAAUAGGCUCACAAGCAGUUUGGUCUCUUUCAUCCUGUAAGCCAGGGUUUGGAGUGGAUCAGUUACGAGAUGAUAAUCUAGAAACUUACUGGCAGUCAGAUGGAUCACAGCCUCAUUUGGUGAACAUCCAAUUUAGAAGAAAAACAACAGUGAAGACCUUAUGUAUUUAUGCAGACUACAAAUCUGAUGAAAGUUACACUCCAAGCAAGAUCUCUGUCAGAGUAGGAAAUAAUUUUCAUAAUCUCCAGGAAAUCCGGCAGCUGGAAUUAGUGGAACCCAGUGGCUGGAUCCAUGUUCCUCUGACAGACACCCACAAGAAGCCCAUUCGCACCUUUAUGAUCCAGAUUGCUGUUCUGGCAAAUCACCAGAAUGGAAGAGACACUCACAUGAGGCAAAUCAAAGUGUACACCCCUGUGGAGGAGAGCUCUAUAGGUAAAUUCCCCAGAUGUACAACAAUUGAUUUCAUGAUGUAUCGCUCCAUCAGAUAAAAUUUCCUCAUGAGGAACAAUAAAGGUAUUUUUUCAUGACCAUAUCAUUGCUAAAGUAUUCAGAUACUUAAAGAGCAGGGUUUACUUCAGUGUAAUUAUAUCUUUAUACUUUGUACAGUUUUGAAAUAAAGAUAAUCUUGUGUUACA
Messenger RNA from Agelaius phoeniceus (red-winged blackbird), 976 nucleotides. RefSeq names its product anaphase promoting complex subunit 10 (gene ANAPC10). The record is from RefSeq and is a predicted model, not a curated record. Gene Ontology annotation, biological process: anaphase-promoting complex-dependent catabolic process; protein K11-linked ubiquitination. Gene Ontology annotation, cellular component: anaphase-promoting complex. Lineage: Eukaryota; Metazoa; Chordata; Aves; Passeriformes; Icteridae.